Molecule: messenger RNA, 1260 nt
Organism: Penicillium lagena
Lineage: Eukaryota; Fungi; Ascomycota; Eurotiomycetes; Eurotiales; Aspergillaceae
Product: putative MFS monosaccharide transporter
Exons: 4
Coding region: 1-1260 (419 amino acids)
Biological process (GO): carbohydrate transport; transmembrane transport
Cellular component (GO): membrane
Molecular function (GO): carbohydrate:proton symporter activity
Source: RefSeq, a predicted model, not a curated record
AUGCUCCAACUCACCCUCAACAGUGGCACAUCGGACUCGGUUCCCUUCCGGGGACAGAGUCAUUCCUACUGCCAUCUCCGCACUUCCCGUCGCAAUCUUGGGGUCCUUUGGUUCUUGGGAAUCUUCGGAAGUUACCCAAGUCAGGAUGGACCUGUGGAGACAUACCCCGAAGAGUGGGGGCAAGGGUCUAAAUCCAUCAAAUUUACCUCAAACCGAGAGGAUACCCAGACCGCGUUCGCUUUCCACUUCGCAAAGAUGGCUAUCUUCCCAUUGACCAAAUACACAUCCCACAUGGGCGCAUCGGGUCUGAAGCUCAACAUGCUCGUUGCCGGUAUUGCGGCAUGCAUCGUGAUCGCUUCUUUUGAACUCGGUGCCCUUAUUGGUGCCCUCGCCUGCUUGGACCUUGGCGACCGCCUCGGUCGUCGUCUGACCGUUUGGUUCGGCAUGCUCUUUAUGCUGAUCGGCGGCACGUUACAGACCAGUGCGUGGGUUAUAUCUCAGCUGGUAUUGGGUCGCGUUAUUAGCGGCAUCGGCCUCGGCUUACAGGUAGCCACGGGCACAUACAACCUGUCAAAGCUUCGGGGCUUGCAUGCCAGCCACCCGGAACUAGUGUUUGAACGUGAGGCAAUCAUCGCCUCGUUCGAAGCGCAGAUUGAACUCGCUCCAUUCUCCUACAGAGAAAUGCUGGACAUGGGAAAGAACAAGACGUUCCAUCGCGUCGCCAUUGGAGUCUUCAUGCAAGCGGCGCAGCAAAUUUCUGGAAUCAAUUUGGUCUCGACCUACGCCAACAAGAUUCUGCAGGAGUCGUUCGGCCUCGACGCCAGCACAUCGCACCUUAUCGCUGCCAUGGGCGGUUUGGAGUAUGCUCUAUGCUCGCUUCUAUCAGUGUUGCUCAUAGAAGGACUCGGGCGUCGUCGAGCCUUUCUGUGGACUACUAUUGGCAUGUCCUGCUGCUUUGCCAUCAUCGCUGGGCUUCAAAGCACAGAUUCGCGCACCUGCCAACUGAUCGCUGCUGGAUUCCUCUUUCUCUUCAAUACUUUUUUUGGUCUCGCCUGGGUUGGAGGGCCGUUCUUGUACAGCGCCGAGAUUGCACCCCUGCGAUGCCGCGCGCAGGCUAAUGCCAUGGCGAGCGCUGCCAACUGGUUGUUCUGCUUUGUGGUGGUCAUGAUCAUCCCGCCCGCUUUCCAGAAUAUCGGCUGGAAGACGGUAAGUCUGCCCUUUUGUGCAUUGUGGUCCGUGUUCAACCUAACCUGUGUCUAG